AUCGUCCGUCCAAUCCAUCCAUUCAUCUACACACGCAGUUGCAGCACAUACAGCUAGCUAGCUCGUUACUGUUUUUGCAGCUGAUCUGAUCGACCGACGCGACCCACCGAUCACGAUCAUGAGCUACCAAGCGGGCUACCCACCGCCGGGCCAACAGGCCUACGGCGCGCCUCCGCCGGCGUACGUCGCGCCACCGCCGGCGUACCCGCCAACGGCCCAGGACGGCGGCGCGGCGUACUACGGCCAGCAGCAGACAACCACCACCAGCAGCAGCCGCGGCGGCGACGGUUUCUGGAAAGGAUGCUGCGCCGCCAUCUGCUGCUGCUGCGUCCUCGACAUGUGCUUCUGAGGACAUAUCGUCGAUCGAUCGACGACGGCCAGGGCAUGCUAGCUAGCUGAUGACCGGCCGGUACGUGCGUGGUUGAUGAUCACCAUCAUGUGCUGCUCUAGUAGCUGCUGUGUCAUUAUAUAUUACACAUCGUGUAUACAUAUAUACGUAUACGUACGUACUCGUACGUCUUCGAAUUCAUUCCUGUGGUUAUUGUAUUAUACAUAUGCAGCACACUUUGUACUCGUACCCGUGUCUGUGUCGUGUAUUCAAUUGUCGAGACAUUCUUUUACGAUUCUAAUGUAUGUAGUAUUAAUUACAUGCUAUAUAUAUAUUCCGUUCCGUGAUACUA
Zea mays is the source of this 680-nucleotide messenger RNA. RefSeq lists its product as uncharacterized. Bases 119 to 349 code for a protein of 76 amino acids. NCBI's taxonomy places the organism in Eukaryota, Viridiplantae, Streptophyta, Magnoliopsida, Poales, Poaceae. The transcript has 2 exons. The record is from RefSeq and is marked provisional. Gene Ontology annotation, cellular component: plasma membrane.